Molecule: messenger RNA, 1110 nt
Organism: Phytomonas sp. EM1
Lineage: Eukaryota; Euglenozoa; Kinetoplastea; Trypanosomatida; Trypanosomatidae
Source: the annotation of a GenBank genome assembly
AUGUCCGCCAACCUUCAAAAAAUCAACGACAUCGAGGCCGAGCUCGCGCGGACGCAGAAGAAUAAGGCGACGAUGGCGCACAUCUGCUCUUUGAAAGCUCGGCUUGCGCAGCUCAAACGGGAGUUGAUCGCCGCCGAUUCCAAAAAAGGCGGCGGCAAAGGCGACGGGUUUGACGUUCAGAAAACGGGCGACGCGCGCGUCGGGUUUAUUGGCUUUCCUUCGGUUGGAAAAUCAACGUUGUUGAGUAAGAUGACCUCCACCCGCUCGGAGAUCGGCGCGUACGAGUUCACCACCCUUACCUGCGUUCCAGGGGUUGUGAAUUAUCGCGGGGCGAAGCUGCAGAUGCUCGAUCUUCCGGGAAUUAUCGAGGGCGCGAAGGAGGGAAAAGGUCGUGGGCGUCAGGUUAUCGCCGUCGCGCGGACUUGCUCUCUUAUUCUGAUCAUCCUCGAUGUGGCGAAGCCGUUGCAGCAUAAGUUGAUUAUUGAGCGCGAGCUCGACGGGUUCGGGAUUCGGCUGAACACCUCCCCGCCGGAUAUCACGAUUCGGAAGAAGGAUCGCGGUGGGAUUAGCAUCUCCUCCACCUGCCAGCUGACGCAGCUUGAUGAGGAAACGAUCCGUAGCAUUCUCGGGGAGUAUCGGAUGUCGAACGCGGAUAUCGUCUUCCGUGGCGACUACACCGCCGAUGAGCUCAUUGACGUGAUUGAGGGGAAUCGAAUCUACAUCCCUUGCCUUUAUGUGUUGAACAAGAUCGAUCAGAUCUCGAUCGAGGAGCUCGACAUUAUCGCGCGACUUCCCCAUAACUGCCCGAUCUCCGCCCAUCACGGGUGGAAUUUGGAUGGGUUACUGGAGUGUAUCUGGGAGCAUAUGGGGUUUAUUCGUGUGUAUACGAAGCCGAAAGGGCAGGUUCCAGACUACAACGAGCCAGUGAUUCUGAAACGGACGCCACAACCGAGGAUUGAGAACUUUUGCAACCGUAUCCACCGCCAGCUGCUGAAGAACUUCAAGUACGCGUGGGUUUGGGGUUCCUCCGUGAAGCAUCAGCCUCAGCACGUUGGAAAGGAUCAUUUGUUAGAGGAUGAGGAUGUGGUGCAGAUCGUGAAGAGAGUUUGA